Messenger RNA from Rotaria sp. Silwood2, 651 nucleotides. NCBI's taxonomy places the organism in Eukaryota, Metazoa, Rotifera, Eurotatoria, Philodinida, Philodinidae. The record is from the annotation of a GenBank genome assembly.
AUGUUAAACCAACGCUUUAACAAACUUGUACAUUUCUUUUUGACUGAAGAAGUACAUCAUAUACAUUUAACACGCGACUUCAAAUGGCAUGAAGUUGCAUUCAUCAUUGAUCAUGUUAUGCCGUAUCUCGCUGCUAACCAUCAAUUAAAAACUUUUGAACUACGCCAUGCUGAUCUUUUUCUUAAAUUUAUAAACAAUGUGGAUCAAAUCAAUACAGACUAUCUGAAUAAAAUCAUAGUAACACCAUUCAUUGAUAUAGAUUUUGAUAUUAUGAUCAAAUUUUUAUCUAAAUGUUCCCAAUUAAAUGAAAUAAAACUCAAUGUUAUGACUAAUUCAGAUUCAAGUUGGGCUAAUGGUCGAAAAUGGACCCGAUGGUUUGAAACAAUGCAGAAGAGUUAUCGACAUAAUACUCUAAAAACACUUGAUAUAUGUGUCUGGUGUAUAAACACAAAUGAUGCAAUUAAUUUUGAUCCACGACUGUGGAAUCGAGAAGGUAUUUAUCGAGAUAAUAGGGGUUGGAAGGUACAGUUGAAACCAGAUCAAGGUUUGAAUUGGCGACAAUCGAGACGAUCUGUUGAAUUCAGUCGGAGUGACCAAGAUUAUUUGACACUUUUUCGCAAUCAGCAAAAUCCAACUUGCAUUCUUUCUUAG